AUGAACAGCAUCAACAGGGGCAGCAGCAGCAGCACCACCUCAAUCAGCAGCACGAACAGCAACAGCACUAACAGCGACAGCAGCAUCAUCAGCAGCAUCAGCAUCAUUAUUAGCAGCAGCAGCAGCAACAGCAACUGCAGCCGCAACAGCAGCUGCAACAGCAGCAACAGCAGCAGCAACAGCAACAGCAGCAACAGCAGCUACAGCAGCAGCAGCAGCAACAGCAACAGCAGCAGCAACAGCAGCAGCAGCAGCAGCAGCAGCAAAGUCUGA
Messenger RNA from Eimeria mitis, 273 nucleotides. RefSeq lists its product as uncharacterized. The transcript has a single exon. Lineage: Eukaryota; Apicomplexa; Conoidasida; Eucoccidiorida; Eimeriidae. The record is from RefSeq and is a predicted model, not a curated record. The coding region runs from base 1 to 273 and encodes 90 amino acids.